This is a messenger RNA of Botrytis fragariae, 2727 nucleotides long. Its product is annotated as putative protein-tyrosine phosphatase protein. The record is from RefSeq and is a predicted model, not a curated record. The coding region runs from base 1 to 2727 and encodes 908 amino acids. Lineage: Eukaryota; Fungi; Ascomycota; Leotiomycetes; Helotiales; Sclerotiniaceae. Gene Ontology annotation, biological process: protein dephosphorylation. The transcript is spliced from 3 exons. Gene Ontology annotation, molecular function: protein tyrosine phosphatase activity.
AUGGUUGUCAAAGCAGCAACGAGACCUUCACCCAGGUCUUCUCAGUCACAUCCACAUUCGCAUUCGCAAUCACAUAGAACCGCCACAAUCCCAUCUACCACGAGCCCAAUAAUGAGUCCAGCAACAGGGAGAAUACCUGCAUCCGUAGGGCAGACUCUGCCGCCCACUUCCGCCUUGCGAUCCCCAGGUAUUCAAGGCGAACAAGUUCGGAGUGCCAGUCCAAAUUACUUCGGUCUCAUUGUUGAACCGUCGAGUAAUCCUAGAGAAACCACCGCCCUACCCAAAGCAAAUUGGAGUCCUACCACGUCUUCCAUAUUCUCAUUUAGUGGUGCCACACCAGAACAUAUACCUAUAAACUCAAAUCCUGACUUUGAGGCUUUCAAAAAGCAAUCUGAAUCUAAUAACAGAUUCAAUCUGAGUCAUGGGGGUCUGGCAAAUUUCUCAAUGUCUCCAGGUCCUUCCUUACUACGUCCAAAGAACGAGAAAACCCCCUCCAAAGUCGAUGCACACAAUGGACCUCCGUCACCUAGAUCCAUUCCAAGAACUAGGGAUGCACCAUCACGGGAUGGUGGUGUUGAUAGUGGAGCGGAUUCAGCAUAUGUAUCUUCGUCUGAACGAGUACCUACUUCCUCCACAAAUCCUCCUUCAUUCUUCGAUUUCCCACGCCAAAUGUCACCUGCCAGUUUUUCAACUUCAAUGUCACCCGUGCAAAGAAACAACCUCUCACAUCUAGACGAAAGACACCCUAGACUUUCUUUACCUCAAAACAAAGCAGAUCCCCCAUCGCCACGAGUACCACAACCGCGUCAACACCAGCGAGCGGACACACUCCCGUCGAUGUUAGAAGAUGGGCCAGCUAUGAUUACGCCAGCACAGUUGAAGGAAAUGAUGGAUCGUUGUCCCUCGAUAGAAUUAUUGCUACUCGACUGCCGAACUUUUAGCAUCUUCUCACAGUCAAGGAUUGGAAAUGCCCUCAAUUUAUGCAUACCCACAACCUUGUUGAAACGGCCUUCAUUCAAUCUUCAGAAGCUUCAAGAUACUUUUACAAACGAGGAAGAUAAAACCAGAUUUUCAAAAUGGAGGCAAGCUAAAUAUAUCGUUGCCUAUGACAAUAGAUCUUCAGAUAAAAAAGAUGCAGCACUAGCUAUUAAUACCCUGAAAAAGUUCACCAAUGAAGGCUGGAACGGAGCAAGAUAUAUAUUGAAAGGUGGCUUUGAUACCUUUGCUCAGAAUUUUCCAAGGUUAAUUGACCGGGGCUCAACACAAUCCUCACAGCCGUCCCGAAUUAAUCUUACACUUGGAACGACAUUGCCUGGAGUUGCACCAGUAGCUGGUGGAUGUGCUAUGCCAGCGACAAAGAAUGCAGCAAACCCAUUCUUUGGCAACAUUCGACAAAAUCAAGAUCUAAUGGAUGGUGUUGGCCAGAGAGAUAUUGCAGUCCCUGAGGAUCUGGUGAGAGACCCAUCUGCUAUGAGUGUUGUUCCUAGGUGGUUAUCAAAGGCUGCAAAGAAAGAAGAUCAUGGCAAGGUUGUUUCAGACAGAUUUCUUCAUAUUGAGCAAGCAGAGUUGGAAAGGAUGACAAAAGCAUUAACACAAGGAGUUCGAUACGGAAAUGGGCCAGAAGCCUCGAAUAACUCUAGUGAUGUUCAGAUAGCUGGUGUUGAGAAGGGCAGCAAAAACAGAUACAACAAUAUUUGGCCAUUCGAGCAUGCCAGAGUGAAACUACAAGGUCGUACGGAAGGCACGUGUGAUUAUGUUAACGCAAGUCAUAUCAAAGCAUCGAGGAGUAAUAAACGUUAUAUUGCUUCUCAAGGGCCCUUGCCUGCAACCUUUGAAGAUUUCUGGAGUGUUAUUUGGGAUCAAGAUGUACGAGUCAUUGUCAUGUUGACUGCAGAAGCGGAGGGAGGACAACUGAAAUGCCACUCUUACUGGUCUAGUAACGAAUAUGGUCACCUCAAGCUUAAAUUGGUAUCCGAGAAGAAGGUCCACCUUGAUGCUACUAAACAUCGAAAUUCUACAGACAAACGAGAUUCUGGACGAAAGCGCGCAAGUACGACUCAAGUUACACCCCCUUCUCCCACAACAGAAGAUGCUCAUGUCAUUGUCCGUAAAUUUACACUUUCUCAUGCCGCCCAUCCUUUUACACCAAUGCGAGAAAUUACACAAGUACAUUAUUCUUCCUGGCCAGAUUUUGCUUCUCCGGCAAAACCUAGUCAUUUACUCGCUCUUAUUCACCUCGCAAAUUCCAUGCAACGCGCCUCCGCUUCCGUAACCGAAACUCCCCGAUCGGGCGAACCAGAAGGAGAAAAUACAAGACCAAUGCUUGUACACUGUAGUGCGGGCUGUGGUCGUACGGGAACCUUUUGCACAAUUGAUUCUGUGAUUGAUAUGUUGAAACGUCAACGCAAAGAACAAAGGCAUGGUACUACGCCUAUGGAAUUCGAUGAUUCCAGUGGUGGGGAUUAUAUGGGACGGGGAAGACCGGGGAAGAAAGCGGAUAUGGAUUGGGUCUUUGAUCAAGAUACUGAUCUGGUGGAGAAAACAGUGGAGGAUUUUAGAGGACAGAGAUUAAGUAUGGUGCAGAAUCUACUGCAGUAUGUACUUUGUUACGAAACGGUUUUGGAAUGGGUGGCGCAGCAGGUGGUGGGGAAUGGAAAUGGAAGGGGGGGCGAGGGAUCGAGAGGUAUUAGAGAUAGAAGUGGUAGUUUGAGUGAGUAUCAAUAUUAA